Molecule: messenger RNA, 582 nt
Organism: Prunus armeniaca (apricot)
Lineage: Eukaryota; Viridiplantae; Streptophyta; Magnoliopsida; Rosales; Rosaceae
Source: the annotation of a GenBank genome assembly
AUGCAGCGACUUAGAGGCGCAGGGACCGUAAUUUCGCGCUCUCUACCCGUGACCCAGUUAAGGAAGAAAGCUUUCAGAUCAUGGGCAGCUGUUCAGGACACUUAUUUUUCAACUAAGGAUAUAUUUGAAACGCAUAAGGUUGUAUUUACAGUUGGAACUUCCAUAGCUUCAGUCGCCACAGCAUGGUUUGGAUAUACUAUACGUCAUGUACAUGAAUCAAGAGUUGAUCAAAGGCUCGAAUCAAUCGAAAAAGCUAUGAAAAACAAUCAUAAUCUGGAACAUUCAGAAAUUAGAAACAUUGUUAAUUCUGGAAGUAUUGGUGUUCCUUCAUGCAUAGCCACUGCCGGAACCACUUUGGUUGUCGGUUACGCUUUGGGUUGGCGAGGUGGAAGGUGGUAUGCAAAUAGGAAGUUCAAAAGGGAGCAGAUGAAAUUGCUAGGGCAAAUUAAACCUAAAAGGUGGCAAUUGCUCAGGAGAUCAUUGAUCAGACCAAGAACUCAAGACAAUGUAGUCAAAACUUUGGAGAAGAUAAAGGACACUCAUACCCCACCUAAUUUUGGAGAAUCGCACCAAUCUUGUUAG